Zingiber officinale is the source of this 1772-nucleotide messenger RNA. Its product is annotated as probable UDP-arabinose 4-epimerase 3. The transcript is spliced from 11 exons. Bases 271 to 1473 code for a protein of 400 amino acids. The record is from RefSeq and is a predicted model, not a curated record. Gene Ontology annotation, biological process: beta-D-galactose catabolic process via UDP-galactose, Leloir pathway. Gene Ontology annotation, molecular function: UDP-glucose 4-epimerase activity. Gene Ontology annotation, cellular component: cytosol. NCBI's taxonomy places the organism in Eukaryota, Viridiplantae, Streptophyta, Magnoliopsida, Zingiberales, Zingiberaceae.
CAUUUUAAGUAAUUUGUACGUAUUUACUGGAGACCCCAACUAGGCCCACUCAAAUUGAGAGUUGAAAUCAUCGCCGUCGAGUCUUCUCGCACGCAGCGGAUCUCCUCCCAUUUCUCCUUCUCCCCUUCUUCCUGAGGUCCUCCCAGAUUCGGCUUAACCUCGACCGCUUGUUCGUUCCGCUUUCCAUUUCUUUUAUCGUCCGUCUUCGCCCCCUCCCCCUUCCGUUACCAGUACUCUUUCUAGUUUAUCCCCGGAUUCCUGUGAGAUCAUAUGUUGUCGGCAUCGCAUCCUAAAGCGAUGGACUACUCAGAUUUAAGGCACAAGCCUCGCAUCUUCGAGAGAAUUGCUAUUGCUGGCUUUCUAAUAGUCUUGUGCACACUGAUUACCAAACAGUCCCUCGGCUCCAAUGGCACUAAUGUGUUCUCUCGUCAUGAACUUGGUGUGACUCAUGUAUUAAUAACGGGAGGUGCUGGCUACAUUGGCUCACAUGCUGCACUCCGACUCUUGAAGGACUCGUACCGAGUAACAAUAGUGGAUAACCUUUCAAGGGGAAAUAUUGGAGCCAUUAAAGUCCUCCAGUCACUUUUUCCUCAGCCUGGGAGGCUUCAAUUUAUUUUUGCAGAUCUAGGCGAUGCAAAAACUGUCGACAAGAUAUUUUCAGAAAAUGCAUUUGAUGCUGUUAUGCACUUUGCAGCAGUUGCAUAUGUGGGAGAGAGUACACUAGAGCCUCUUAGAUACUAUCAUAACAUAACAGCAAACACUUUGGUAGUCCUUGAGGCCAUGGUGAGGCAUGGGGUUAAAACUCUGAUCUACUCAAGUACAUGUGCUACCUAUGGAGAACCAGAAAAAAUGCCUAUUACAGAAGAAACUCCUCAGUUUCCCAUCAACCCAUAUGGGAAAGCCAAGAAAAUGGCAGAGGACAUCAUUUUGGAUUUCUCAAAGAACUCAAAUAUGGCUGUUAUGAUUCUAAGAUAUUUUAAUGUAAUUGGGUCAGACCCUGAAGGACGAUUAGGCGAAGCUCCAAGACCCGAACUACGGGAGCAUGGACGGAUUUCUGGUGCAUGCUUUGAUGCAGCAUUAAGUAUCAUACCAGGUCUGAAGGUUAAGGGAACAGACUACCCAACAAGAGAUGGAACUUGCAUAAGAGAUUACAUCGAUGUCACUGAUCUCGUGGAUGCCCAUGUCAAAGCCCUCGAGAAAGCGAGGCCUAAAAGAGUUGGAAUAUACAAUGUUGGGACUGGAAAAGGUAGAUCGGUGAAAGAGUUUGUAGACGCGUGCAAAAAAGCUACAGGGGCAGACAUCAAAGUCGAGUAUCUCAGUCGCAGACCGGGGGACUAUGCUGAAGUUUAUAGUGACCCAUCGAAGAUCAACCGCGAACUGAAUUGGACAGCACAACACACCAAUCUGCUGGAGAGCCUUUCCAUUGCUUGGAGAUGGCAGAAAUCACAUCGUAACGGAUACAGUUCACCUUGAGAAAUUUUGUUUGGUUCAAAUCUUUUAAGUCAUCCAGAGAUAUGAGAAUGGGAAUUCCAUGACCAUUGUUGCUUUAUCAGGUAGAUUAGAGUUCAGAAAACACAUUUUCUGACAUGAGUGAUGAAGAUCUUGACUGUGAGACCAUCCAUUGUUUUAUUCUGUACUUUUGUAGGAAUGGUGAAGCAGGUUCGACUCAAAUGUAUGUUUUAGUCUUGUGAAGUGAAAUGUUGCACUUUGUGUUUAUUCAAUGUAUUAUAUAUAUUGUACAAUAUACUACAGAAAAUUGAGCCUCUUAUCAA